AUGGUUGAAGUAAAACUGACCGGAAAUAUAAUAGAAUCAAUGUGUAUUGGACUUAAAAUUGAGCAUAGAUUUUUAAUAUACGAAUUCCCCCAUGUUGCUACUUUAACGAUCUUGGCAAUUUUGUUGGGUUUAUUAUCUUAUAAAUUAUAUCAACAAUUUGGUUGGAAUAUUUACAAGAAAAUCGGAGGGGACAUUGAUAUGCAAAAACGAUUCAAAACAUAUCUUAUUUUCGUAAUGUUGUUGAAAAUUGAUUUAUUCUUCGUAAUCAUUUUUAAUGCCUUGGUAUCACCAUUUAUGUUAUAUGAAACCGUAGUUGAUGAAGGGAUGAAAGCUGGUGUAAAAGCCUUCUUAUAUGGAUAUGUAGUGAUUUUACUUUUAUCACUCGUAUUUCAAGUAUUAGUAUACAAAUCAUUGGAAAAAGAAUGGAGAACUGGAAUGAACAUUUUUAUUAUCUUUUGGUUUCUUGCUAUAUUGGACUUUAGCUAUUUGGUUUAUUACCUUGGAGAUGAUUUAAUUCCAAUUAAAUUAUUUUCUUUAGUAAUAUUAGCAUCUAUACUCUUGAUUUGCGCAUUGUUAACGUUCGUAUAUGCGAUACUCGUGACAAGAAACUUUGAUAAAGGAUUAAGUGAAUAUCUCGAUAAGGAUUCCCCUAAAAAACCCUUACACGAAGGUUCAAAUAUUUUAUCAGAUGUUGAAAAAGGACCUAGUAGUAAUGAUGAUAAUUUUACUAUUGAUGAUGAUUAA
Funneliformis mosseae is the source of this 744-nucleotide messenger RNA. Lineage: Eukaryota; Fungi; Glomeromycota; Glomeromycetes; Glomerales; Glomeraceae. The record is from the annotation of a GenBank genome assembly.